This is a messenger RNA of Pseudogymnoascus verrucosus, 1539 nucleotides long. RefSeq lists its product as uncharacterized. The transcript has a single exon. NCBI's taxonomy places the organism in Eukaryota, Fungi, Ascomycota, Leotiomycetes, Thelebolales, Thelebolaceae. Gene Ontology annotation, molecular function: protein binding. Bases 274 to 1326 code for a protein of 350 amino acids. The record is from RefSeq and is a predicted model, not a curated record.
ACUCAAUCAAGACGACUGCAAUUUCUCUAACAAUGACUUUGAUGACAUAGGCCACCUUUUUGCAUUAUAUCAUAAUUAGUUACUGCUUAAGCUUUGCGAUCUUCGCGCGAUUUUCACCGUGUACAGCACUAUCAACACGGCACCUAUCAAAGGUCUCAGCUACCCCUCAUAUCCCACCCAUGGGUACACCGUAACCUGGCCUCACCAUAUGCAAGCUUGUGACCUUGUGUGAAAUAUAGCUCAGUAAGCUACACUGCCUAUCGGCCGUCAAUAAUGGCCUCCGAAAUGCCUCAGGAGUAUCUCUUCGAUGAUGGCUACCAAUUCUCAGAGGAACAGGCAGACGCCAUUAUCCGAACCACCUCCUACCAUCGUAAAGACUUCGAUCUUGCCGUCAUAUGGUUUUCAGAACGUGAGCACCAAGGCAUCCGCACGUCGAUAUCCACGUCAUUCCAGAGGCCGUCUACAAGCCCUGCCCCCCUCGGUCGGCUACCUCAAGAGCUGCUCAAUAACAUAUUCUUAAGCCUUGAUAUGCACUCACUCAUCAAAUGUCGACAAGUGGACCUACGGCUAAGACAGGCGGUAGAUUCUCUCCCAGAGUAUCAAGCCAUAUCCACUCAUGCACUAAACGCUCUAUGCGCCUUGUUACGCACGCGGCUUGCCCAUAACGUCUCCCUCUUCGACUUUUACCAAGCACUAUGCACAAAGAACUGCUCACUCUGUCGCCGGUUUGCUGGGCUCAUCUUCCUCCCAACCUGGCGUCGAUGCUGCUUCAUAUGUCUCACGCUAGGAUCUACAGAGUUUCAAAUGCACACGGUUCCUGCUAUCCAGGAACAGUUCCCUCUAGACACGGAGGCAAUCAGCAAACUUACAUCAUUUGAGACAUUGCCAGGGACAUACUCGAUGAAAGAAUAUGUUCAGAGAGACCGCAUUACUAUCGUUCCCGUUGAGCAGGCAAUGCGAGCUUCCGGAGGAGAUAAAGAGGCACUUCUACGACCUGGGCCACCUUGGUUUCCACAAAAUCCCAAAUUGGCAUUCAUGGCAUCGUGUGCACUUCCAUACUACGAUAGGCAGAAUAAAACGGUCGAAUACGGAAUUUCCUGUGCUGGGUCCCAACUUGCUAUUGACAAGGGCAACGCCCGCGGUAUGGCAUUGAAAUUUGCUUACAUGGCCCGAGACUUGGUAUACACGAAGGACGGAUUUUUAGAGCACUUUAAAGAGUGUCGGGAGGCGCAGCUUUUGUGGAAGUCGAGCAAGGAAGGCUCUAUAGAGCCGCCGGAGUUACCCCAGAUAGCAAAGGAUGGUGGCUACUUGAAACCUAGAGAAUGAUAUAAAGAUAUGUGAAGUUGGUCCUAUAUCUACCACUGUAAUUGAAGUUACUCUGUCUUCUAUAAUCUAGCCGUCUUGAUUGUAGUAUUUGAUCCAUGUAAAUACUAUAUAUAGCCUCAUUUCAUCUCGCUACGGGAAUUAAGAAGGCGAUCUAGUUUUUAUACACAGGCAACUAAAACAAAAUAAAGCGGGCGGAAACCCAAUACACACUAG